AUGGAGACGCAGCUGCAGAGCAUCUUCGAGGAGGUGGUGAAAACAGAAAUUAUAGAAGAGGCUUUCCCAGGCAUGUUUAUGGAUUCUCCUGAAGAUGAAAAAACAAAACUCAUCAGCUGUUUGGCAGCCUUCAGACAGUUUUGGAGUGGCCUUUCUCAGGAGUCCCAUGAACAAUGCAUCCAGUGGAUUGUUAAAUUUAUUCACAGCCAACAUAGUCCUAAAAGAAUUUCUUUUCUGUAUGACUGCCUAGCAAUGGCAGUUGAGACUGGUCUUCUUCCACCCAGGAUGGUUUGUGAAUCUCUGAUAAACUCUGACACUCUAGAAUGGGAAAGGACACAGCUUUGGGCCUUAACAUUUAAGCUCAUUCGGAAAAUAAUUGGGGGAGUGGAUUACAAGGGUGUUCGUGAUCUCUUAAAAGUGAUUUUAGAGAAAAUCUUGACCAUCCCUAAUACAGUGAGCUCUGCUGUUGUACAGCAGCUUCUGGCAGCAAGAGAGGUUAUAGCUUACAUCUUGGAGCGGAAUGCCUGCUUAUUACCAGCCUAUUUUGCAGUCACAGAGAUCAGGAAGCUCUAUCCCGAGGGAAAACUUCCACACUGGCUACUUGGAAACCUGGUAUCGGACUUUGUGGAUACCUUCAGGCCCACAGCAAGGAUUAACUCCAUUUGUGGCCGUUGCAGUCUUCUGCCAGUUGUAAAUAACUCCGGUGCCAUUUGUAACUCAUGGAAACUGGAUCCUGCAACUCUUCGUUUUCCUUUGAAGGGCCUUUUGCCUUAUGAUAAGGAUCUGUUUGAACCACAGACUGCUUUGUUGAGAUAUGUAUUGGAACAACCUUAUUCCAGGGAUAUGGUCUGCAAUAUGCUAGGUUUAAAUAAGCAGACCUUGAACAUUGCUCAGCACAAGCAGCGAUGCCCUGUGCUGGAGGACCAGUUGGUGGACCUGGUGGUGUAUGCCAUGGAGCGGUCUGAGACUGAGGAGAAGUUUGACGAUGGGGGAACAAGCCAACUCCUGUGGCAGCAUCUAUCGAGUCAGCUCAUUUUCUUUGUGCUUUUCCAGUUUGCCAGUUUUCCACAUAUGGUCCUUUCUCUUCAUCAAAAGUUGGCAGGGCGAGGACUGAUUAAAGGCAGAGACCACCUCAUGUGGGUUCUGCUCCAGUUCAUUUCUGGAAGUAUUCAGAAGAAUGCACUAGCUGAUUUUCUCCCUGUCAUGAAGCUCUUUGAUCUUCUGUACCCAGAAAAAGAAUGUAUCCCAGUUCCAGAUAUUAACAAGCCCCAGUCAACUCAUGCCUUUGCAAUGACUUGUAUUUGGAUCCAUCUUAAUAGAAAAGCCCAAAAUGGCAACUCCACGCUACAGAUUCCAAUACCUCAUUCCCUGAAGCUUCACCAUGAGUUCCUACAACAGAGUCUAAGAAAUAAAAGUUUACAGAUGAAUGACUAUAAGAUUGCCUUGCUGUGUAAUGCAUAUUCCACAAAUUCAGAGUGUUUUACGUUACCUAUGGGAGCCCUGGUAGAAACUAUUUAUGGAAAUGGAAUUAUGAGAGUGCCCCUCCCUGGAACAAGCUGUUUGGCUUCAGCAUCUAUAACGCCCUUACCCAUGAACCUCCUGGACUCACUCACAGUUCAUGCCAAGAUGAGCCUUAUUCACAGUAUUGCAACCAGAGUGAUAAAACUUGCUCAUACUAAAUCGAGUGUGGCGUUGGCUCCAGCCCUGGUGGAAACGUACAGUCGUUUAUUGGUCUAUAUGGAAAUAGAGUCUUUGGGCAUCAAAGGAUUUAUCAGUCAGCUCUUGCCUACUGUCUUCAAGUCUCAUGCCUGGGGCAUUUUGCACACACUUCUGGAGAUGUUCAGCUACCGGAUGCACCACAUCCAGCCUCAUUACCGAGUUCAGCUGCUGAGCCAUCUUCAUACUUUGGCUGCAGUUGCACAAACAAACCAGAAUCAGCUCCAUCUUUGUGUUGAGAGCACUGCAUUGAGGCUUAUCACAGCAUUAGGCAGCUCGGAGGUCCAGCCACAGUUUACACGUUUCCUUAGUGAUCCCAAAACAGUGCUGUCAGCAGAAUCUGAAGAACUGAACCGAGCCUUGAUAUUGACCUUAGCCAGAGCAACUCACGUCACAGAUUUUUUUACAGGCUCUGAUUCAAUCCAGGGAACUUGGUGUAAAGAUAUACUUCAGACCAUCAUGAAUUUUACUCCUCAUAAUUGGGCUUCACAUACCCUUAGUUGUUUUCCAGCCCCCCUACAGGCAUUCUUCAAGCAAAAUAAUGUACCUCAGGAAAGUCGUUUUAAUUUGAAAAAAAAUGUCGAAGAGGAGUAUAGGAAGUGGAAGUCAAUGACGGACGAAAAUGAAAUCAUUACUCAGUUUUCUGUGCAAGGCUUUCCUCCCCUUUUCCUCUGUCUACUCUGGAAAAUGCUCUUGGAAACAGAUCAUAUUAGUCAGAUUGGCUAUCGAGUAUUAGAGAGAAUUGGGGCCAGAGCCUUGGUGGCCCACGUUAGAACAUUUGCAGAUUUCCUGGUAUACGAGUUCUCUACAUCUGCAGGAGGUCAGCAACUCAAUAAAUGCAUUGAAAUUCUUAAUGACAUGGUAUGGAAGUAUAACAUUGUUACACUGGACAGAUUAAUUCUCUGCCUGGCCAUGCGCAGUCAUGAAGGAAAUGAAGCCCAGGUUUGUUAUUUCAUAAUUCAGUUGCUGCUACUCAAACCAAAUGACUUUAGAAAUCGAGUGAGUGACUUUGUGAAGGAAAAUUCCCCAGAGCACUGGCUCCAGAAUGACUGGCACACCAAGCACAUGAACUAUCACAAGAAAUAUCCAGAGAAGCUAUAUUUUGAAGGGCUGGCAGAACAGGUUGACCCUCCUGUCCCGAUUCAGUCCCCCUAUCUGCCCAUCUAUUUUGGAAAUGUGUGUCUCCGGUUCCUCCCAGUAUUUGAUAUUGUAAUCCACAGAUUUCUAGAAUUGCUCCCAGUAUCCAAAUCACUGGAGACUUUACUGGACCAUCUAGGAGGCUUAUAUAAAUUUCAUGAUCGACCAGUGACUUAUCUGUACAAUACUUUGCACUAUUAUGAAAUGUGCCUGAGAAACCGUGACCAUCUCAAACGAAAGCUUGUCCAUGCAAUCAUUGGCUCACUCAAAGAUAAUCGGCCACAGGGCUGGUGUCUCAGUGACACUUACCUGAAGCAUGCUAUGAAUGCCCGCGAGGACAAUCCUUGGGUUCCAGAGGACUCCUACUAUUGCAAGCUGAUUGGUAGACUGGUAGAUACAAUGGCUGGAAAGUCUCCUGGUCCCUUCCCAAACUGUGACUGGAGAUUCAAUGAGUUCCCCAACCCUGCAGCCCAUGCUCUGCAUGUCACUUGUGUGGAACUCAUGGCUUUAGCGGUUCCAGGCAAAGAUGUUGGGAAUGCCCUUCUGAAUGUCGUCCUGAAAAGUCAGCCUUUAGUGCCAAGAGAGAACAUUACCGCAUGGAUGAAUGCAAUUGGUUUGAUCAUCACUGCCCUACCAGAGCCAUAUUGGAUUGUCCUUCACGAUCGAAUUGUGAGUGUUAUCAGCAGUUCAAGCCUGACGUCGGAAACAGAGUGGGUCGGCUAUCCAUUCCGCCUCUUCGACUUCACCGCUUGUCAUCAGUCCUACUCAGAGAUGAGCUGCAGCUAUACACUAGCUCUCGCACAUGCUGUGUGGCACCACUCCAGCAUCGGGCAGCUUUCCCUCAUUCCGAAGUUUCUCACUGAAGUACUUCUUCCUAUAGUGAAGACUGAAUUCCAGUUGCUUUAUGUGUAUCAUCUUGUAGGACCAUUUUUACAAAGAUUUCAGCAGGAGAGAACUCGGUGUAUGAUAGAGAUUGGUGUGGCAUUUUAUGACAUGCUGUUGAAUGUAGACCAGUGUAGCACCCACUUAAAUUACAUGGAUCCCAUCUGUGACUUCCUGUAUCACAUGAAGUAUAUGUUUACUGGUGACAGCGUAAAGGAGCAAGUAGAGAAGAUUAUCUGUAAUUUAAAACCAGCUUUAAAGCUCCGCCUUCGAUUCAUCACACACAUUAGCAAGAUGGAACCAGCAGUGCCUCCACAAGCCUUAAACAGUGGGUCUCCAGCGCCUCAGUCUAACCAGGUGCCAGCGACCCUGCCAGUGACUCAGUAAAGCCAGAGACACUGAUAAGGAUCACAUCUGCCUGUGAAAGGGACUGGAGUGUCUCCUCAAUCUGAACACUGUGUGCUGUUGGGAUGUAUAGAAGUGACAGCAUGUUCAUGUUCAGAUUGGCUUAUUUUGAUUCAAAUAUUGAAUCUUUUGACACCUUAUAAUUCCCUUCUCCCUGUCUGUAUUUUUAUCUCUACGAGAUUAAGAAGCUACCUGUUGUUCACACUCAUAACUUUCUUUUAGAGCCUCUCAGGAACACAGAGGCGUCUGUAGUCCAGUGGUUUUUAAACAAACACCCUCAGUCUUUCCCAUUUCAGUUGUUUUAAUUAUGGUGAUAAGUGACAUCUUUACUUUUUAUGUACAUUAUUUUAAAGACACAACAAAUGUAAAAUGCUCACUACCCUUUUAUACAGAAUGUCCUUUGGUGCAUCUUCACAAUAAUAGAGUUAUUUUUUUUUCCAAGAUUCAUAUUCAUUUUUAACUGGCUGUAAAACUUCAUUGUAAAUUUCCAAAUAAAUAAUCUAAGGUUUCUACCAGGGCCGACUGGCAGUUUUGUUUUGUUUUUUUAAAACUUUGCUUUGGACUUAACGUAUAAAAUGAGUUAGAAGUCAUGUGAAGAAAUAACAACUGAAAAUGUAUAGAUUUGAAUAAAGCCGUGCUCAAAUUUGA
Nannospalax galili (Upper Galilee mountains blind mole rat) is the source of this 4788-nucleotide messenger RNA. RefSeq names its product mediator complex subunit 23 (gene Med23). The record is from RefSeq and is a predicted model, not a curated record. Gene Ontology annotation, cellular component: transcription regulator complex; mediator complex. The transcript is spliced from 30 exons. Gene Ontology annotation, biological process: regulation of transcription by RNA polymerase II; positive regulation of gene expression. NCBI's taxonomy places the organism in Eukaryota, Metazoa, Chordata, Mammalia, Rodentia, Spalacidae. Bases 1 to 4122 code for a protein of 1373 amino acids.